Trichoderma atroviride IMI 206040 is the source of this 1163-nucleotide messenger RNA. Lineage: Eukaryota; Fungi; Ascomycota; Sordariomycetes; Hypocreales; Hypocreaceae. The record is from RefSeq and is a predicted model, not a curated record.
AAGUCUAGCUGUCAAUAAUGGAUUCAGUCAUAAAUGACCGGAUGUAGAAAACGUCCAACUGCCAACGCUUGGAUGAAGACGCAAACCCCUAUGAUUUAGCAUCAACAAGUGGACACGUGAAAGAAUGGAAUACGAUGCUUUCGGUCCUACCGCCUCUGAUUUCCGAAUUAAUUCAGUUCGUCAUGCUUUUGCGAAUCUUCCGCGGAGGACAACGGAGAAGCCCCCAGUCAUCGAUGCUCCUAUACGAGAUUCGGUCUUUCCUACCCAUCUGUUAUUCCCAUCUUACCCUUAGGAAUCGGAUAACUUUGACUGCUCAUUGGUGGAUAGAUACACCAUGGCUCUUAUCCACGUAAUUAACCGUAAAAAUAUAGGUCGUGGCCACUGAUAUGGGAGCUGGUAGAGGUCAAGAAAGGCAUUUCUAUGCUACCAGUCGACUGUUUGUUGGACGCACUCUGGCAGCAAUGCCGACUGUGGAGCAGCCAUGACAGUACAGUAGAGAUGACGUGAAUUUCGCAGAGGUCUGCGUCUUCUGACCGGUUCGCGAGUUUGAAGAGCUAGCAUGACAAGAGGGGGAGAACGUAUCCCUGCCAAGCUGUCGUACGUACCCAUGCCCAGUAUGUUUUCCGUCGCAGUGGACGUCACCUUGAUCUUGCUGCGCCCGGCAGUCAAAUUGGCGACCGAUAACCUGGUUGCCGGUUAGCUACAUGACUGUUUAGCAUCAACUAACCAUGGGUGGCCGAACCAGAAGUUGAUAUACUUGGCAAUCAGCUGUUUGCAGCAGCAUUCCCUAUCUCAAGAAUGAGAAGCCCUCAGCAUCCAUCUUGCCUUUACCUGCAGCACUCAGUCGCACAUACUUGUAGUACAUACAGACAUGUGCAAGCAUGGAUAACAGCGAUCCUUGAUUCUGCAUGAUCUAGUGUGAUGGGUGAAACCGCUGUGGGCAGGGUUCAGGGGUGCUUAAUUGGCACCACUUUCCGCUGGAGCUACUCGUACCUAUACUCGCCCUUCUGUAGGCGAAGUCGGAACCACCGUAUUAUAAGGAACUAAUCCGUACAAAGUAUCAAAGGAUUUCAGGGAAGAAAAGAAAUGAAAAAGUAAUGAUAGCCCCCCUCAGCCGGCUGGUAGGGCCAAGCAUAUGCUGGUUUGCACCUGUGUAAACGUUA